AUGGGUUCUAAGCACCAAUCCACCGUGCCGACCGUUGGGCCGCCCAAAGGCCUCUUCCUCGCGCUUCUCGCGUUCAGGUUACUCAACAGUGUGGCAGUGCAGACCUAUUUUAACCCGGACGAGUUCUGGCAGGGACCCGAGGUGGCACACCGGAUGGUGUUCGGGUGCAGGUGCAGGUGCAGUGCAGCCCAUGCUGCCAAGGCAGCACUGGCGGAUCUGCGUCUCUAUACCCUCACUCACAGGCUCUUCCCCUCGCACCCCUCUGCUGCUGCUUGGGCGGAUCUGCGUCUCUAUGUGCUCACUCACAUGCUCUUUCCCUCCCACCCCUCGGCUGCUGCAUGGGCGGCCACCAUCACAGCACUGGCGGAUCUGCGUCUCUAUUUACCUACUCAAAGACUCUUCCCCUCGCAUCCCUCCGCUGCUGCUUGGGCGGUGAGUGGGGGUUUUGAGAUGUCUCAUCAUAACGCCACUCCUCGUGGUGCAACCCAGGGCGCCAUAGCAGCACUGACAGAACUUCAUCAUUAUACGCUCACUCACAAGCUGUUUCCCCGCACGCACCCCUCUGCCUCUGCAUGCGCGCUCGCCUGCAAUCUCACCUGCUGGUUCCUCUCCUUCUGCGCCACCCGCACCUUCUCCAUCCAAUGCUCUCUGUUCCCCUCAUAUACCUCUCUCCCCCCCCCCCCCCCAGCUCGCCUGCAAUCUCACCUGCUGGUUCCUCCUCUUCUGAUCCACAUGCACCUUCAAGUGAUGCUCUCUGUUCCCCACAUGCACCUUCAAGUGAUGCUCUCUGUUCCCCACAUGCACCUUCAAGUGAUGCUCUCUGUUCCCCACAUGCACCUUCAAGUGAUGCUCUCUGUUCCCCACAUGCACCUUCAAGUGAUGCUCUCUGUUCCCCACAUGCACCUUCAAGUGAUGCUCUCUGUUCCCCACAUGCACCUUCAAGUGAUGCUCUCUGUUCCCCACAUGCACCUUCAAGUGAUGCUCUCUGUUCCCCACAUGCACCUUCAAGUGAUGCUCUCUGUUCCCCACAUGCACCUUCAAGUGAUGCUCUCUGUUCCCCACAUGCACCUUCAAGUGAUGCUCUCUAUUCCCCACAUGCACCUUCAAGUGAUGCUCUCUGUUCCCCACAUGCACCUUCAAGUGAUGCUCUCUGUUCCCCACAUGCACCCCUCUGUCCCCCUCCCCUGCUCACCUCUCCACUGCUCCCCUUCUCAGCUCCUCUGCAAUCUCACGUGCUGGUUCCUCUUCUUCUGCGCCACUCGCACCUUCUCCAACUCCCUUGAGGCAUCCCUCGCUCUCGCCUGCAAUCUCACGUGCUGGUUCCUCCUCUUCUGCGCCACACGCACCUUCUCCAACUCCCUCGAGGCCUCUCUCGCUGUCAUCGCCCUCUCCUACUGGCCCUGGCGCCACUGCCAAGGGGGCACUGAGGGCGGGCAGGGGGCGACUGAAGCCAGGCAGGGGCGCAGUGGGGGCGAGCAGGACAAGGGUGAGGGCGGAGGGAAAGCUGCUGAGCAGGGCAGAGGAGGCGGAUGCUCUGUGACUGAAUUCGUCAGUCACUCUUUUGGAGGCAACCGUCCCUUAGCCCUCGCCGUGGCAGCAGCAGCGUGCAUGGUUCGCCCCACCAGCACGCCCUUCUGGCUGCCCCUGGGCCUGCACGAGCUCUCGCUGCUGCUGCUGGAGGGGGCGCUGAAGGGAGGGAGGGACAGCAGCGGCGGAUGGGAGUGGGUGCGGCUGCUGCUGCUGGAAUCAUGUGUGUGCAUGGUUCGGUUUGCCCCACCUGCACGCCCUCCUGGUUGCCCCACCUGCACGCCCUCCUGGUUGCCCCACCUGCACGCCCUUCUGGUUGCCCCACCUGCACGCCCUCCUGGUUGCCCCACCUGCACGCCUUUCUGGUUGCCCCUCUGUGGCUUCACGACCCCUCUCUUCGCUGCUGGUGGAAGGGGUGCUGAACAGCAGCGGGGCAGAUGGGAGUGGGUGCAGCUGCUGGGGCUAGAAGUGCUGCCAGUAGGCCUGACAGCUGUCGCGAUCACAGUGGCUGUGGACAGCUGGCAGUACGGCCGGCCAAUGGUGUUCACCCCUCUGAAUCUCCUCCACUUCAACGUGCAUCUCAAGGGGUCCAGUCUCUACGGCAGCAACCCCUGGCACUGGUACUGGUCGCAGGGCUUCAUAGCCAUGCGUGGAACCUUCUUCCCCCUCACAUACAUUCACCCUCACUCCCCCUUACGAUUCUCGUCCCACCAUUCCACACCCUUCUACACCCUUCUGCACGCCGCCUCAUCCCCCCAGGGCCUCAUAGCCAUGCACGGCACCUUCUUCCCCCUCGCCUGCAUUCAGUUCAGCCUCGCCCCCCUCACUCAGGAUUCGCACAGCACCCUUCUGUACCCCUCUGCACCUCUCCCCCCACGUCCCCCCCAGGGCCUCAUAGCCAUGCACGGCACCUUCUUCCCCCUCGCCUGCCUCGGCCUCCUCUGGUGCUCCUCCCGCCCUUCCUCCCCCUCCCACACCCCACCUCGUAAUAAUCACACAACCGUGUCCCAGCAUCAUCAUCUGCUGCAGCGCCUGCAUGAGGGGCUGGUGUGGUGGUCGGUGCGCCUGCCCUUCCUGCUGUCGCUCUGGUUGCCUCUCUUCUACUCCCUCUCCGAUCACAAGGAGCACCGGUGA
Molecule: messenger RNA, 2661 nt
Organism: Closterium sp. Naga37s-1
Lineage: Eukaryota; Viridiplantae; Streptophyta; Zygnematophyceae; Desmidiales; Closteriaceae
Source: the annotation of a GenBank genome assembly